This is a messenger RNA of Macadamia integrifolia, 1138 nucleotides long. Its product is annotated as bidirectional sugar transporter SWEET5-like. Gene Ontology annotation, cellular component: membrane. NCBI's taxonomy places the organism in Eukaryota, Viridiplantae, Streptophyta, Magnoliopsida, Proteales, Proteaceae. Gene Ontology annotation, molecular function: sugar transmembrane transporter activity. Gene Ontology annotation, biological process: carbohydrate transport. Bases 212 to 949 code for a protein of 245 amino acids. The transcript has a single exon. The record is from RefSeq and is a predicted model, not a curated record.
UUUUUCCUUUUAACUUAUCUUCCUUCUACUACGGCCUUACUCUCCCUUCAGUGGAAAGACUUUCUUCUUCGCUUAUGGACUUAUUCUGUUCUCAAGACUGACUACCUAUAAAGAUCCAUCACCACACACUUCCUCUAUAUCUAUCUCCAUCCAAUAAAAAAACGUCCUAUAUUGUUGUGUUGCUUAGAUCGGCGAAGAGUCCUCAUCCAAGAUGGUUGAUAAGGAAUCCAUUCGGACUAUCAUCGGCAUCAUCGGAAAUGUCAUUUCUUUCUGCUUAUUUGCAUCCCCAAUGCCAACUAUAUACAAGAUAUGGAAGAAGAAAGCAGUGGAGGGCUUCGAACCUGACCCUUACCUUGCAUCAACAUUGAAUUGCAUCAUGUGGGUCUUCUAUGGUCUCCCUUUUGUCCAUCCCCAUAGCCUUCUCAUCGUCACCAUCAAUGGCGUUGGCCUCGCUUUGGAGAUCAUCUAUGUCCUCAUCUUCUUCAUCUUCGCCGGCAACAACCAAAAGAUGAGAAAGAAGAUAUUGGUGGUUCUGUUGGUUGAAGUAAUCUUCUUCGCUGUGAUAGCUUUGGUAACCCUUCUCUGUUUUCACACAACCACUAAGAGGUCUCUAUUUGUUGGGAUCAUUUCUGUGUUCUUCAAUUGUUGCAUGUACCUUUCUCCAUUACUUAUCAUGAGGAAGGUUAUAAGGACAAAGAGUGUUAAAUACAUGCCAUUUCUGCUCUCUCUCACCAAUUUUCUCAAUGGAGUAAUCUGGGUCACCUAUGCGCUCCUCCGUUUCGAUCCAUUUGUUCUCACUGGGAAUGGAAUUGGAUCACUGGGAGGCUUAGCUCAACUCAUAUUAUAUGCAGUCUACUACAGAUCAACCCCGAGAGAUGAUGAGGAUACAGGCGGCAAUAAGCUCAUGGGACCUCCUGUGGUGGAGCUAUCCACUCGGCAAACGAUUUGAUUUGUGGAGAAGGAGAACCCAGUGGCUGAAGUUGGGCUAAGUUUAUGGCCUUCAAUAAUUAGAACCCAUCUAUGUUGGUGUGUGUGUAACCAUGGGAUUACCUUACCCACAGGUAAGUUUUGUUGGUUUUUAUUUACUAAAAGAGAAAAAAAAAUCUCAAAAGAUAAAGAUCCAAAUGCUUUCAUGAUC